UGAGGAAUAGUGGAGCCUCAAUUUCUGAUCUUUCUAUAGAGUGCUACCAGAACUUUUGCUACUGCCAUAGGUUCUUCCAGACUAAGAAGAUGGAAAGAAUCCUGUCUGCAGUUUUGAUUCUCCAUGGUCUCUUAGGAGCUAUUGCUCAGACAGACAUGAGUCGGCAAGUAAUGGUGUUCCCUAAAGAAUCAUCGGAUGCCCAUGUCCUCCUUAAGCCUCAGGAAAAGAAACCACUCACAAAUCUCACUGUGUGUCUGCGUGCCUACACUGAUCUCACCCGUACCUACAGUCUCUUCUCCUAUGCCACUAAGACCAAGGACAAUGAACUCCUCCUAUAUAAGUCCAAAGUUGAAGAGUACAAUUUUUACAUUGGGAAUGAAAAGGUUUCUUUCAGAGUCUUUCAGGACAUUUCUUCUCCCGUCCAUGUUUGUGUAAGUUGGGAGUCAACUUCAGGCAUAGCUGAACUGUGGAUAAAUGGGAAGCCCCAAGUGAGAAAAGGACUGAAGAAGGGAUAUUCUUUGGGAGCAGAGGCAAAGAUUGUCCUGGGGCAAGAACAAGAUUCCUUUGGAGGAAAUUUUGAUUUGCAGCAAUCCUUUAUAGGAGAAAUUGGAGACAUAGGUAUGUGGGAUUUUUCACUUUCCCCACAGCAGAUUAAAUCUUUGUACAAAGGUGAGACUUUGAGUGCCAAUAUACUAGACUGGAAAGCAUUGGAUUAUGAGAUAAAAGGUUAUGUGGUCAUCAAACCCCAAGUAUGGUCUUGAGGUUCUGGGCCAUUAGCAUGAUGGUAAAUAUAAGAGACCAACAAGUGGACAAUCCCCUCUCAAGGAGAUUAGAUCUCAUGUACCUAGAUCUCAGGUGCCCAUUGUACCUAGAUUUUGUACUAUCCAGUUGAAUAAUAAAGAAUUAAAUUACCUUUAA
Gracilinanus agilis (Agile Gracile Mouse Opossum) is the source of this 918-nucleotide messenger RNA. RefSeq names its product amyloid P component, serum (gene APCS). Gene Ontology annotation, biological process: innate immune response. The transcript is spliced from 2 exons. The coding region runs from base 90 to 761 and encodes 223 amino acids. The record is from RefSeq and is a predicted model, not a curated record. Gene Ontology annotation, molecular function: complement component C1q complex binding. Lineage: Eukaryota; Metazoa; Chordata; Mammalia; Didelphimorphia; Didelphidae.